Molecule: messenger RNA, 2098 nt
Organism: Pangasianodon hypophthalmus (striped catfish)
Lineage: Eukaryota; Metazoa; Chordata; Actinopteri; Siluriformes; Pangasiidae
Gene: foxp3a
Product: forkhead box P3a
Exons: 11
Coding region: 132-1316 (394 amino acids)
Biological process (GO): regulation of transcription by RNA polymerase II
Cellular component (GO): nucleus
Molecular function (GO): DNA-binding transcription repressor activity, RNA polymerase II-specific; RNA polymerase II cis-regulatory region sequence-specific DNA binding
Source: RefSeq, a predicted model, not a curated record
GUAACGUUAACACACUUCUUGCAGUUCUAACAGAGUAAUGGUAGAGAAGAGUAUAAUAUUUCCAUCGCCAUGAAUAGUAGAUUUAAAAUUAGUUUUCUUUAGUGCUGGAAGAUCACUUGACAUGACAAGCUAUGCUUCAUAAUGGUGCUGGGACAAGUGGAGGACAAGACAGCGGCAGUAGUACAAAAGACCAGAAGCAACUUCAUCGGCUGGUAGAAGAGCCUCCUGGGUUUUCCAGAUCACAGAUAAAGUACACAGCAGGCAAUUCGUCUUCAAGAGCCACUCAGUGCAUCAUCACAAAGGGCCCCAGUGAAAAAAACAACAAGCAACAUCAGCAGUCCAUCCUGCAGAGACCAUCAGUUCUCCGCAAGGGCAACCAGACUCUGACACACGCCUUGUCCAGCCAGUCUGGUGUGGGUGACAGUUCCACUGAACUCGUAUUCAAGGAAGAAAUGGACAAUAAACUGCCAGUCCACUUGCCAUCUUAUGACACAGACUAUCCCACCAGAGUGAAUGCUUCUGGACCAAGUCCUGCUCAGAGCACAACAGAGCACCAUACAGAUCCUCCACAGAUAGUCUCUGAAAACCUUUUAUUUAACAAAGGUGUGUGCACCUGGCCAGGCUGCAAGGAAGCGUUUAAGGAAUAUAAUCACUUCCUGAAACACCUCUAUUCUGAGCAUGGCCCUGGGGAUAAAACCAUUGAACAAUGGAGAAUGCAGAAAAAUAUGGUCGAACGCAUGGAGAGUCAGUUGGUUGUGGAGAGGCAAAGGCUACAGUCCAUGUACCUGCAUCUGUUUGAUGCUAACCCAAGACUGAAGCAGUCCAGUACUCCUUCAGGAAGCCUGCAGUCCUGUCAGAGUUUGAGCAUUCUACAUGCACAAAACACAACCUCAUCUGACGUGCUACCUCCAGGAUACUGGCAGAUCCCUACAACGCCAUUCAUACCGGGAAUUGUCCCAAGUAUUGAGUGCUACAAAUACACAAACAUGAGGCCACCAUUUACUUAUGCCUCCAUGAUAAGAUGGGCGAUUCUUGAAUCUCCCGAAAAACAGCUAACACUGAAUGAAAUCUAUCACUGGUUCACACGCAAGUUCUUCUACUUCCGUCAUAACACAGCCACCUGGAAGAAUGCAGUCCGGCACAACCUAAGCCUCCAUAAGUGCUUUGUACGUGUUGAUGGAGGGAAAGGCUCUGUUUGGACAGUGGAUGAGGCAGAAUUUCUGAGAAGGAGAGGGCAGAAGUUACACAGGUGCACUAUCCCAAAACGGUUAAGUCCACUGAACAUUCAGGACAUAAGUGAUAAAUGCAAAAUGUAGCUCUUCUUUAUAUAACAUUAGUUACUGUAUCUGGGUGGCUGUAAGUGAUGCAUACAAAUUGCAUUAUCAUGUUUUUAUAGUUCAGUCCUGUACAUGAACUAAUGCAAAUGUUUAGAGUCUUUUAAUCUAUUAACGACCAAUUUUCCUCUUAUAUUCUCCAGGGACCAAGACAUGAGCUGGGUGGCACACUAUUCCAUGUUUUAUUCUUGAAAUUACAUUCUUCAGUGUGAAGUCACUUCUUGAGACAUUCUGUGCAAUGUCAACAAUACCUCAAAGUGUCUCUUUCAGUGGAUCUACGAGUAAUUUCUGAUUUUCAUUAGGCUUCAUUCUCUUUGACCUGCCAAUAUGGCAAGCUUUCAUGGAGUUAGAUUUAUUUCAUUAAAAUUUUGAAUUUAAAUGCAAAAAAAAUCUGAAUUUAUGGGUUCUGGGUUCUGUAUUCACCUGCUUUUACCUGCAAGUUAUUUUGAAAGGGAUUCUAAAAAUGUGAAUAACUAAUUUUAAACUUUCAAAAGUUCAGUUGCACACUCUUAAGCAUGAAAUUCAGUUUCAGAUUUUGCAAACCAAGAAAUUCAAGUUCAGUACAAAAUUCAAUUUCAGAUGUUUGCAUUUUGUAUGCCAUUUCUGAUGGGAUGAUUUUCACUCAAUAGCUUUUUAGCUGCAGAAAGACAGAUGCUCUACAUAGGCAGAUGCCUAGAAUACUAAGGUACACAAAUUCUUGUGAUAUUUCAUUGUAUUUAACUGGUCUUGACUGUCCUAUUUUACAAAAUAAAAAUAUGACUUUG